GGCAGCACCAGGGGUGGGUACGAGUCACUGCAUGGAGCUCUAAGGGGUGCCCUCCUGAUCCUCUCAGCUCCCUUUAUAGGACCCGUGUGAGGAUGUGGGAAUGGCAGACAAGGCUCAUGAUGAGGUGCAAGGAGCCCAUGCAGGUGCCCUCACCGAGGGCAGAGCAACCCACCCUGAUAAUGAGGGCUGCAUCAAGGCCAUUGCUGAGGAGAAACAACAGAGGGUGCAGUCACAGAUGUGGAAAGCAGUUGUGGGACACAACGUGUCAGUGAAGGUGGAGGCUGAGGGAGACGACUGGGACACGGACCCCGAUUUCGUGCAUCCAUCAGCUCAGGAACAAGGUAUCAGAGGAACACGAGGUCAUCAAGAAGAAGGAGCUGGAGACUGGCCCCAAGGCAUCCUAUGGCUAUGGGGGCAAAUUUGGAACAGAGCGAGACCGAAUGGAUAAGUGCGCAGUGGGACACGAGUACGUCGCUGAUGUUGGGAAGCACUCCUCGCAGACAGAUGCAGCCCAGGGCUUUGGUGGCAAGUUUGGAGUCCAGCGGGACCGAGCCGAUAAGUCAGCAGUGGGCUUUGAAUACAAGAGUGAGGUGGAAAAACACUCAUCCCAGAAAGAUUACUCCAAGGGCUUUGGUGGCCGUUACGGAGUGGAGAGGGAUAAGGUGGACAAAGCAGCUGUGGGAUUUGACUACAAGAGCCAGGGAGAGAAGCAUGACUCUCAGAAAGACUAUUCUGUGGGCUUUGGUGGGAAGUUUGGGGUCCAGAGGGAUCGCCAGGACAAGAAUGCCCUUGGCUGGGACCACCAGGAGGAAGUACAGCUCCAUGCAUCCCAAAGAGACUAUGCCAAAGGGUUUGGAGGCCGUUAUGGGGUCCAGAAGGAUAGAGUGGAUAAGAGUGCUGCUGGCUUUGAUGAGAUGGCAGCUCCCACCUCCUCCUAUGAGAAAACAAGACCCCUGGAGGCAGGAGCCUGCAGUGGCGCCAGUAGCCUGCGGCUGCGGUUUGAGCACAUGGCGCAGUCGGCAGAGGAGGAGAGCAGGAAGCAGGCCCAGGAGGAGAGCAGGAGGCAGGCCCGGGAGCACCGGCGGGCUCAGGAAAUCCCUCCCAGAGAGAAGGAGCCUGCUGGGACUGGGGCAGCCCCUGCAGCCGUGCCAGCAGGGGCACCCAGGGGCGCUGCUGGGGACCAGCCCAUGUCACCAGGAGAGCAGGAGCCCAAUAGGGAGGAUGAAGAAGUACCACCUACUUUGCCACCAAGGCCAGCAGAUCUGGAUGCAGAGCUGUGCAAGGUCCCCAACCAGGCUCAGCCCACCUACAGUGAAAGUUUGGAUGUUGGUGGGGACUAUGAGGAGCUGCCAGAGCCCUCUGACUACUGUGACAGCACCAGUGGAGGUGCUGAGUAUGAGGAGCUGCCAGCCCCGUUGGGGAAGCUGGAUGCCACCUACGACUUUGGAGGAGAUGGAGGUGAAGACUAUGAGGUGAUCCUUCCUCAGGAGCCCAGCGAGAGCCAUCCCCACCUGGGGAACGCGGCCCAUGGCCCUGAGGGGCAGAGCCCCGGCAUGUGCGCAGUGGCUCUCUAUGAUUACCAAGGAGAUGGAGAUGAUGAGAUUUCUUUUGAUCCUGAUGACACAAUCACGCACAUUGAGAUGGUGGAUGAAGGCUGGUGGCGGGGACAGUGCCAUGGCAGAGUCGGCCUCUUCCCAGCAAAUUAUGUGAAGCUUCUGCAAUGAAAUUAGCACAGUGCAAGUUGCUUCCCUCCCAGCUUCUGCCUCUGUCAUGGUUUGACACUGGCCAAAUGCCAGACACCCACAAAAGUCACUCAUCCACCCUGCUCUGCCACAACUUUGCAGAGGAGAGAAAAAUUUAAUGAAGGCUUUGUGAGGAUUGGGAGAAAACACUCCAAGGGCAAAAUAGGCUUGACUUAGAGGUACAAAGGGUCAGAGGAGGAUAAUGGGAAAUAAAAGAAGCCCUUAAAACAUGUUUUUUUCCCCCUAGUCCUCCCUCCUUCCCACCAACAGUGCGGGGAGACAGGACAUGGGAGUUUUGGUGGUUUCAUCACUGAGAUUUUUCUUCCACUGCUCUGGGAGAGGAGUCCUUCCCCUGUGAGACCGUGAGGUCCCUCCAGUGGGAGACAGCUCUCUGUGAACUUCUCUGGCACAGGUCCACUCUCAUGAGCAGCAAUCCUCCCAAACUGCUGCAGCAUGGGUCACUAUUCCACGGGGUGCAGCCCUCCAAGGACAGGCUGCUCCAGCCUGGGAGCAGGGCCCCUCUCCCCUGGGGCUGCCACUGGAGCACAGCCUGCUGCAGGCAUCACCUGCUCUGGCAUGGGCACCUCACCCUGGACUCUGGCUGGAUCUCUGCAUUCCCUGUGGAAUUUUCAGAGCCACCAGAGGUUGGCUCUGCUGGACAUGGUGGAAGCUUCCAGCAGCUUCUCACAGAAGGCACCUCUGUGCCCCCCCUACCAAAAACCAGGCCAUGCAAAACCAACACGUUCCACCUCUUGUGAAUCUCAUAUUGAAGAAGAAGAUCCAAACGAAGUGGGCACAGUUUGUUUUGUUUUUUUCCAGACGGAGAAGAGGAGGAGGUGAGAACGUGUGAGGGAAACAGCCUGGAGACAGCAAGGUCAGUGGGUAAGGAAGGGCAGGAGUGCACCAGGUGCCAGAGCUGAGAUCCCUCUGCAGGCCAUAGUGAGACCAUGGUGUGAAGUGUUUUCUCACAGUCCUUAACUCAUGAACUCUUCAUUUAAUUUUUUUCCCUCCUCUGUGGCUUUUGUGGGUGCAUGGCAUUUGGCCAGUGUCAAAUCACAGCAGCCUCUCUCUGCUUUAGCCUUUUCCGUGUUAUCAGCUUCAUUUGGCUCAGCUUGGUACAUCCACAUUUCAGAGAAAUAUCAAGGGGCAAACUGGCAGUGCCAGAGGGAAUGUUUUGUCUUAUGCCCAAGAGGAUUUUGAUUCCCAUCCACUUCCAGGGGGAAAGGUGGGAUGGUUUAAGAGCAUAUGAGGGCAAUGCAAGGUCUCUUCUAUCGAGGCUGCCCCACCUGUCAGCCAUCAAGCCUGCAGGAGUGUGUCCUGUUCCCAGUGGGGCAAUUCCCAGAGCAGAAAUACCAAAUCUAGUCCAGGCAAGGCAGAAGGGAUGUGAGCUGUGGGACCUUUGUCAGUUGCUGUGGCCCUGGAUCUCAUCCUAAUCAGGCGUCAGGGAAAAGAGCCCUGGGAAAGCCAAAUUUGUGUUUAUUCCAAGGAAGGGUUUCCAUUUUUAGGACGAGCCAUGUUUGCAGCGUGGACCAGAGAAACAUGAACGUUGUCUGUGUGACCCUUUAGGGCACAGGUGUGUCUGUCCCUCCGUCCCAGCUUCUGCUCUGGCCUGGCUCAAGCCAUGUCCCAGUGAUUCUGUGACAGCUUGUGUCCUCUGUGCCUGCUGGAGGCUCCUGAAAAGCCUGACUCUUCAUCACAGAUGUGAGGAAAAGGCUGGGUAUGUGGGAAGCAGGACAGGAGGAAACAUUUUAUUGCUGAUGUUUAAAAAACAGUUUUCAGAAAUGCAAAAGUAAAGCCCUCUCUCAAGCCAAUACCGCUUAGGUGGAUGUUCAGCUGUGGGAACUGUUCCUCUGUGGGAUGCAGGUACCAUCACAGCAGGAAUAAACCAGGGACAGCUGAGUAGAACAGCACCUGAGGGGCUGAGGGGCUGUGGAAGCACACCUGAGAGGCUGCAGGAACACCUGAGGAGCUGUGUGAGCACACCUGAGGGGCUGUGAGACUGAGGGACUGUGGGAGCACACCUGAGGGGCUGAGGGGCUCUGGAAGCACACCUGAGGGACUGAGGGGCUGUGGAAGCACACCUGAGAGGCUGCUGGAACACCUGAGAGGCUGCAGGAACACCUGAGGAGCUGUGGGAGCACAGCCCAUCACUGCCACUGCCAGCAGUGUGUGCAGAGGGUGCCUCUGUGGCACCAAAGCUUUAGAGUUCAGUGUGUUUCUAGGUGAGCUCUGGACCACCCUGCAGUUGGCCAAGCCUGCACUACCUGUGCAGGAGUGCAGGAGUGUGGCAUUCCUGCUCAGUGUUUGAUCCUAGGAACACCCAACGCUGUCUGUCUGUCACAGGAAAGGUGCAUUGGGAUUCAGGUUAAAAAUUAUCAAUUUUAAUGUAACUUUUCCGGAGGUUUCUUGUUUGAGUUUCUGGUUGGUUGGCUUUGGGGUUUUUGUUUGGAGUGCUUUGGGUUUUCUGUUUCUCUGAGGCAACUUCCCCAGUGUUUUUCCUUGUGUGGUUUCUGCUGUUUCCUGCUGUCCCAUUCCAGGGGCUCCUUAGAAAGGUGUCCACUGGUCAGACUGAUGUGCCCAGUGACACUGGACUGAGGGUGCUUCAAGGACUUUUUAGAGUCCAGAAGGGUGUAUAGCAGGGAGGGCUGAGGGGCUCACAGCCUGUCUGGAUAGGAGCAACAGCCCAACCCAACAGGUGGGUUACAGAAACAUUUCUUUCCCUGAAGCGUAAAAUCAGCACGUGUUGUGCACUAAGAAAUGGCAAACUGCUCUCUCUCAGCAAGGCAGUAUGCCUCCUAGUCCCAGCUCUGACUCUCCAGUGGGUUUCUUUGGGAACAGAUGAGAUCCUGUUGGGUAUCUCUUGGUAAUUGAGCUACAGAUGAGCGUGUUUGGGUUGUGUGACUGCAGGUGUCACCUGCCUGUGUCAUCUCCCUUGCCCUGGUGAGCCUGUGCUCCUGGCUCUGCUCAUGUGCCUCGUGCACACCUGCAGAUUGGGCUGCUGCCCCCACAGCCACAGAAUCAUCUGAGCUUGGGGCCCAGCUGCAGACCCCUGGCCAGUCACCCAGAGCCACAGCACACACCACAGAUGCACAGGGAAACUUUUCUGGCCGUAAAGCAAAGCAUUUCUGGUGAGGAGUUCAGUGCCACCAGCUCUCGGCUCAGUGCCAAGACCUCCGUGUCCGAGUGCAGCACUGAGGCCGUGGGCGGCCUGUGCAAGCCGCUGUGCUUAUGUGCAGAGUGCUGCAGAGCCUCCCUGGCAGCCUGAGGAAACCCAGCAGACAUCAGAUUUGAAGCCAAGGCAAAUGGGGACAGUGGAUGGUGGAACAGCCCCUCUUGCCCAGGCCAGGUUUUGCAGUCCAAGGCACUGUCCUUGUUCUGCACAGAGCCUGACUCAAGCCCUGGGGCAGCCCUGGGGCAGAGCUCGUGGCUAUGCUCAGGGCCAGCACAUGUCUGGCUCCACAUGAAUUUGCCUUUUGCAGAGCUGCCUGGCAGGAGCACAGCUGCAGCACAUGGCAUCUGGAAAAUAAAGACAGAAUCCCGGA
Zonotrichia albicollis (white-throated sparrow) is the source of this 5284-nucleotide messenger RNA. Lineage: Eukaryota; Metazoa; Chordata; Aves; Passeriformes; Passerellidae. The record is from RefSeq and is a predicted model, not a curated record.